AUAAACCCUGCAGGGUGUUUGGCAUCUGUCUCAGAGCAGGAUGGCGGCAGUGAAGCCAACGGUGCUGCUGUUGCUGAUGGUUGUGGUCGGCUUCGAUGCCGCGCCUCCGGACCCAGACUGUGAAGGUCUGGCCAAGAGGAUGCCAACAAAAGACCUGCACCAGCUUUUCGGGGACUGGGUUCUGGUCUGGUCCGUGGCAGAUUAUGACCCAGGCUCAGACUUGCUGGUAAACGUCACCAGCUCCCACGUUGAGUUACGACUGCAGCACGACAACAAAACCAUCGAGUACAACGAGAGAAACAUGUUCACCGAUGGAUCCUGUGUGACAUACUUCUUUAACCUGACGCUCCCGUCUGACUCUGACUCUGAGCAUCACACGCUGAGGACGGACACUUUGAGAGUGGAGAAGGAUGGAGUUCCUGUUUCUUACAAUGAGUCUGCUGAGGUGGAGUUCUAUGCGAGCUGUGCCGACUGUCUGAUGAUGACCUACAGACACUCGCCCGGUCGAUUCCUGCUCCUCUACAAGAGGGAGGGUUUGCACCGGGACGCUGAGCUGCUGAAAGCCGCCCACGCUGAUCACAGGAAACAGGCCGAGUGUCUGGGGCUCCCUCACGGCCGAGCCUUCGCCUACGACGGAGCUGCAGACUUCUGUCACAAGAAAUCUGCUCCAGACGCUGAUCCUGUACCGUCCUGAGCCGCCCUGAGGGAAACAGCCGGAGGAGGAAAACAUGCCUACGUGCUAAAUAAAAGAAAAUAUUAAAGCUGCUGCUGAUAA
Messenger RNA from Mugil cephalus (flathead mullet), 775 nucleotides. RefSeq names its product saxitoxin and tetrodotoxin-binding protein 1-like. NCBI's taxonomy places the organism in Eukaryota, Metazoa, Chordata, Actinopteri, Mugiliformes, Mugilidae. The record is from RefSeq and is a predicted model, not a curated record. Bases 41 to 694 code for a protein of 217 amino acids. The transcript has 6 exons.